Vespa velutina is the source of this 2611-nucleotide messenger RNA. RefSeq names its product protein asteroid (gene ast). The transcript has a single exon. Bases 416 to 2503 code for a protein of 695 amino acids. The record is from RefSeq and is a predicted model, not a curated record. Lineage: Eukaryota; Metazoa; Arthropoda; Insecta; Hymenoptera; Vespidae.
UACUGAUAGUGAUGCGACGUACAUGCGUCUGAAAGGCUGAACGCGAUUCGACAAAUUUCGGGUGCGCCGUCAUUUGUCUGUUUGGCUAAAUGCACUGGCUUUUUUCGACACAAAAUCUAAAGAGCGUGAAAAUGGUUCGUGGUACGCAAACGGUUAAAAAUAUAUAAAAUGGGAUGCAAUUAAGUAUUUCUCACGUAAAUGAUUGGACCGAUAAUUUUAUAUAAUAAUAAAUCAAAAAUAAUUAUUGAUUACGUAUAUAAAUACGUCAUUAGAUCACAGUGAUACAUCCUGUCAUAGAUGAAUACAUCCGCUCACAAUAAUUCAAACAGAGGUAGAGUUUACAAAUUAUUUACACUUUUUAAUAAUUCAGAAAAUACAUUUAAUGUCAAUUAAUAAAAAGUUGGAAUAAUUCGAAAUGGGUAUACCAGGUUUGACAACUUAUAUUCUAAACCGUUCUGAACAAUUUCUUCAAUCAUUUGAUUUGCAUGAUACAUACUUGGUUAUUGAUGGCUGUAGUAUUGGAUGUCAAUUGUAUACUGACUAUACAAAAAGUAAUUCUGCAUUUGGAGGUGAUUAUGAUAAAUAUGCUGAAUGUGUUCGACAUUUUUUCUGGGAACUCCAAAAAUGCAAUAUAAUACCAUUAGUUCUGAUAGAUGGUGGUUAUGAAAGUAGAAAAUCAAAGACUAUAAUGAAACGAUCACGUGACAAAAAUCAAGCAGCUGAAUCUUUUACUCUAUCAAACCAGAAUAAUGUACAUUAUUUUCCUAUUUUGAUGUAUUAUGUCUUUAAAAGUAUUCUGAAAGAAAUGAACAUUAGACAUAUUCAAUGUUUAUUUGAAGCUGAUAAUGCUAUAGCUAGUGUAGCUAAACUUUUAAACUGUCCUUUACUUAGUAAUGAUUCUGAUUUUUACAUUUAUGGAUCAUUGUAUAUACCAUUUGUAACAUUGAAAAAUCAUGUAAGAAAAUGGAGAAAAUAUGUGAUGCCCUGUAAAAUUUAUAAAGUUGAAACUUUAUUAAAUAUUUUUAGUGGAUUGACUGAAUCACAAUUACCCUUAGUUGCUACUUUACUAGGGAAUGAUUACAUACAUCAUCAUGAAUUCAAAAAUUUGUAUGACAAUAUAAAAUUGCCAAAAAUUGGACGGGUUAAUCGGAAUUUGCAGCAAUGUCGUAUAGAAGCUAUUUUAAAGUGGUUGAGUAACCACAAAUUAAAUGAGGUUAUAUUAUUAAUAAUAAAAACAUUGCCACAGGAAAAUAAAAGACGAACACUCAGAGCAGUUGAGAUGAUCAUAAAUGAAUAUACCAGUAUAUCAAUAAAUAUCUUGGAACUAUUGGGUUUUUCCAAAGAAAAUGUUGAUAAAGUCAUUUUACAAAAUAUAAAAAAUAAUUGUAAGUUUCAAACAGAUAUAAGUGAUAUAAUAAAAGAACUAUCAAAAGAAUUUCAAGAUAUGUAUGAAUUUGAUUUGGAGACUAUAAAUGAUGCUUUUAUUAAUAGUUUACCCUCUUGGUUCAUUAAUGAAUAUUAUGAAGCUUUGUUACCAAAUUAUUUUAUGAAUAUAUUAAUGCAUAAAUUAUAUGUAUGUCCUAUACAAAUUGAAGAUUAUAGUCAACCUUCAAGUAUAUUUAUAAGUGAAAAGAUUAUUAAUGUUAUAUAUACAUUACUUGAAUUAGAAUUUGAACAAACAAGCAAAUGUUCACAAUACAUAACUAGAGGACAAAAUAAUCAGUUAUCUCAUUAUCCAUUCAAAUAUAUUGAUAAUAUUGGUUCUUAUAAAAUUCCAUCUUUGCACAAUUUCAGAAAAAUUCCAAUGAAUAUAAGGAAAGAAAUUUAUGAUAAUACCUUAGAUAUACAACAUGAUCUUAUAGUUAAAUUUCCUGAAAAUUGGAGAUUGUAUAUUGCAACAGCAAAAUAUUGGAUAGAUAAUUUACCAGAAUUAAAAUCGGAUGCUCAUAUAUAUGCAUUGCUCUUUGCAAUGCUGCAUCAUAUUAUUGAUUCGAAAAUUGGUUAUUGUAGAUCUAUGUAUACAUUUAAAAAUAAAUAUAAACAGAAAUUGGAAGCAAUAGAAUCUUCGAAAAAACUAGUACACAAUAAAUAUUCUUUAUUAGAUUGUUUUGCAGAAAAAAGUAUUAUGGAAGCUCUUAAUAAAAUUAUGGAAGUUGAUUGCCUACUGUUAGCGCCAUUCUUUAUAUCUAAUAGUGACAUGAACAUCAAACUUCAACAAAAUCCAAAAAGCUACAAACGAGAAAUUGUUCAUAUAUUUGCACAAUUUCAAAGUUGUUUAAAACAUAGUAUAGAUCUAAAUCUAUUACUAGGUUGUCCAUAUCAACUUACGAAAAUCUCUGAUAUGUUUAAUGGUACCUUAUUAUAUAAUCUAUAUAAUAAUUUUAUAAAGCGUAAGAAAAUAGAAGAUUAUAUAUAUUGCAUACUUCAGUGUUCUCCAAAUUUUUAUCGACUAUUUCAUAUCACUUUAAUGGAAGCAAAGUUAAUGUUUAAGUUACCUGUUUAAACAUUUUUAAAGUUUUACGAAGAAAAAAGAAUAAAAUUUAUAUUUGAUAUAUAAGAUAUAAUGUAUAAUAAAAUAUUAAUUCAUAGUUCCAUUAUUAUUUUAGUUAAU